AUGGUGACCGUGAGGAAAAGGACUCUCAAAGUGCUUACCCUCCUCGUCCUCUUCAUCUUCCUCACCUCCUUCUUCCUGAACUACUCCCACACCACGGUGGCCACCACCUGGUUCCCCAAGCAGAUGGUCGUCGAGCUGUCCGAGAACUUCAAGAAGUUCAUGAAGUACGCGCACAGGCCCUGCACGUGCGCCCGCUGCAUCGGGCAGCAGAAGGUCUCGCCCUGGUUCGACGAGAGGUUCAACCGGUCCAUGCAGCCGCUGCUCACGGCCCAGAACGCGCUCCUGGAGGAGGACACCUACGGCUGGUGGCUGAGGCUCCAGCGGGAGAAGCAACCCAAUAACCUGAACGAUACCAUCAAGGAGCUGUUCCAGGUGGUGCCUGGGAACGUGGACCCCCUGCUGGAGAAGAAGUCGGGGGGCUGCCGGCGCUGUGCCGUGGUGGGCAACUCCGGGAACCUGAGGGAGUCCUGGUACGGGGCUCAGAUAGACGGCCACGACUUCGUGCUGAGCACCUACGUCCCUGUCCCCGCGAAGAUCAAAGUGAAAAAGAAUAAGAUCCUGAUCUAUCAUCCGGCCUUCAUCAAAUACGUCUUUGACAACUGGCUGCAGGGCCACGGGCGAUACCCAUCCACCGGCAUUCUGUCCGUCAUCUUCUCGCUGCACAUCUGCGAUGAGGUAGACUUGUACGGCUUCGGGGCAGACAGCAAGGGGAAUUGGCAUCACUACUGGGAGAACAACCCAUCGGCGGGGGCUUUUCGCAAGACCGGGGUGCACGAUGGAGACUUUGAGUCCAACGUGACGGCCACCUUGGCGUCCAUCAAUAAAAUCCGGAUAUUCAAGGGGAGAUGACGCUGCAAAGGAGA
This is a messenger RNA of Puma concolor (puma), 863 nucleotides long. NCBI's taxonomy places the organism in Eukaryota, Metazoa, Chordata, Mammalia, Carnivora, Felidae. The record is from RefSeq and is a predicted model, not a curated record.